Linum trigynum is the source of this 3849-nucleotide messenger RNA. NCBI's taxonomy places the organism in Eukaryota, Viridiplantae, Streptophyta, Magnoliopsida, Malpighiales, Linaceae. The record is from the annotation of a GenBank genome assembly.
GACCAACGGGUUAGACAACAAACUAACUAAUCGAUAUAAGAUUUAGUUAUCAUCUAUAAUAAUAAUUAUUAAAGAAAUGUAGAAUUAGAUGUUCACCAAAAAGUUAGAGAUUUUUUUUAAUCUAAAAUGUAAACAUCACUCUUGAAAACCCUCCAAAUAUUUGUUAUAAAAUUCUCUCCCAAACCUGUAAAAACACUUUUGAAAACCCCCAAAUAUUUUCCCAAAGUUCCCUCUCUUUUUUUUACAAGUCUACAUGAGUACAUUCCCUCUCCAAAUUCCCAAACCCGCUCCCUCCUUUUUUGAUUUGACAAGUCUAAAUUUCCCUCUCCAAAUUCUCAAAUCUGUGAAUUCCUCUGUUACCAAAAGAGUAUAUAUAUGGUGGCUACUUCAGUGCACUCACUUUUUUGGGUGCAUUAAGUGCACUCACCUCUAAAAGUGGUCAUAAUACAUCAAAUUUUGAAAUUUAAUGGGUAGCAUUAGUCUCAUAUGAUGAUAUAACACAGUAUCAGAACUAAUCAACCCAUUACCCUACCCUAUUAACCUUCAAUUUUGAAUUUCAACCCAAAAUCCCAAAUUGUAAACCCUAACCCUAACCCUAAAUUCCUAAACCCUUAAUCAUUCAAAUUAAAGUGAAUCUUGAAAUGAUUUGUGUACAAAUUCAUGUGGCUCUUGUUCAUCAUACCACAAGGGAUGAUUGACAUUGUUUUCACAUGAAUCGCCUGCUCAGAAUGACGAUUAUGUGGCGGGUUCAUUGAAUGCACCCAAUAAAGUGAGUGCAUCGAAGAUAUAACAUAUAUAUAUAUAUAAACCAUAAAUAUAUGUUUUCUUAAUUCUUUAAUCAAUUGACUCAGUAGUUGAGAAGUAAAAGAAAGGCCUAACUCAAGCUUGCUAAAACAUUCCCAAAACUGAAACAAGAAAUUGUCUUCCUUAUGGACUUUUUUCAUUGCAAAAUAGUGAUUGGUGAGUUUGUUUUUAAUUGUGUAAUAACUAAUUAUUCAAAAAGAUAACUCGAUGGUUUGGACCGAAAAAUCCGCAACUCGACCUGUUCAUAAUUCGAGUAACCCGCAAUCCGAUCAACCCGAACCCGAUUAACCCACAACCCGAUCAACCCGCAACCCGAUUAAUCAACAACCCGGCCAACCUGAACCCGAUUAGCCUGCAACCCGAUCAACCCGCAACCCGAUUGACCCGCAAUCCAAUCAACCCGAACCCGCUUGACCCGCAAUCCGUUUGACCCUCAAUCCGAUCAACCGUGACCCGUUUGAACCCGACCCGAACCCGCCCGAUUGACACCUAUAGUCAUGAGCAGUGGCUACUGCUAAAUUUCGGAUUGAAGCUUCCAAUCAAUAGGACGGCUAUAAGCAAGGGCUAUGGCUUUGAGUUUGCCAUAUAUUCAUUUUAGAAAGCAAAUAUUAAUAAACCAGUAAUGUUUUUUUAAGAAAUAUCCCAAUAAAAUGUUUUAGCUUCUUAGCAAUCAAGGAGUUCGACCCAAAUCCAAGAUCUGGACGCAUAAGAUCCAUAAACCAAAAUUAAACCUAAAUCAGAUCAUGAAUAAUGGGUACGUGGAAAGGGAAAGAAUGAUCGUGAAUAAUGGGUACGUGGUAGUGGAAAAAUCGUCUGCAAAGUAUGAACAGCGCUUCGUAGAGAAUCCCACUCUUGAACCAAUAAAAAUGGCUACAUCAUGGAAAAGCAUGAAGGAUAGACUCUGUGUCUGUAACAACUUGUCACCAAAUGACGUGUCGGUGGCAUUAAGAUCCGCCAGAAACUACCACACCGACGGAAGAAUCAAAGAGGUCUGUUUCCCACCAUUCAUGAGAGAGAAAUACUUUCUGAAGGAAGCUGAAUAUAAUUUGAAGCAGGCAGCAGAAGUGAGGGCUUACAUAGGUGAAUUUUCCAAGGCACUGGAAGAUGUAGACCCUAAAGACCUAUAGCCCUCACGAAUGUUGGAAUGAAGGUCGGAAUCCGUAGUAACUAUCGACUACCAGGAAUAGGUCGGUUAUUUUGACACAUUUUGUUCCGAAACUCACAAAAAAAUGGAGACGAAAAGGAAAGGGAGUUUUGAUGCCCUCCCAUUGUUUCUCAAGGGCCGAAGAAGCUCAGGGCAUGGUAACCAGUUUGGUAGCCAUUCUGUUGUAAAAUACUGAUGUAACCGUGAAUGAAGAAAUCAAAGGUUUGGUGUUUUGUGUCUAAUGUCUAUGUGGAUGGAUUAACUUUAAUUGUGUGCGGUAACCAUAUCAUUGCAGGUAUGCAUUCACACUUAAUCUUUAAUUUUGAUAUUUCUAACAUGUCAUCUCAUGAAUAGGUUUUGCCACGAGAUAACAUUCGUGCUGCAAGACUUUAUAUGCCCAACAUGGCGAGAAUAUCACCCAUUAUUGAAGAAGAGGAAAUAGUCUUGUUCAAUUCAAUGAAACGAUAUAGGGAAAGAGGUGAUCGUUUACCAAGAGGCGCAGUGAUUGAUCUGCUACCCAUGGGGCCAGUUAGGAUUCUUGAAAACAGGAUCCAAUCACUCAAACAGAUGUGGGAAACUUUCACUGAACAGGAGCAGAAGGUGUUCACUCGCACAUACGGAAGAAUACCUUAUCUGUUAUAUGUCCCAUUCCCGGCGAACAUGGUUCAAGAACUUCUCAACUACUGGGAUGAGGAAAAUCAGUCACUAUAGACAGGAAAGGCAAGAGAAAAAUGGAAUUUGAACCCAGGUUGCCACCUGCGAUGCAUCACCAAGUGGGAUCUUUGGCUAAAGAUAUGCCUUUAAGCCAACUACAACGAGAAAAUGACGAGAUGCGAGCAUACACAAGAGGGCAUUUCACCCAAAUGAAGAGACUUGAAGAAGCAAACUAUAUCCUGAAUCAAAGGAUUAUUCAGUUGGAAGAUAUUAGCCAUGAGCAAAGGUCUGCAAUCAACGAACACCAAAGUGCAAAUCGGGCAAUGCAAGAAAGAUUAGAGCAUAUGGAAUCAUGGGGUCAACAAAAGGAGCAUCUUAUCAGUAAACAAAGGAAGGAAGCCACCAAGUACCGUGAAGAGAUUGACCGACUAACUGGUGAAAAAGAGGCCAUCGAGAUAGAAAAUACAAACUGGCAAAUUACAGUGCAGACACUGGAAAACAACAGGCUCAAUGAAGAAUGGAAAGUUAACCGUCUCAUGUAAGUCAUUAGAGGAGCUACCAGAAGGGCAUAUGAGUUGUCCAAUGAAGCCGAAGUGCCAGACUACGUUUGGCACAAAUAGAGAAUUCGGAUCCCGACCUUCGAACCUAUCUUGAAAACCUGUAACAGGAGCUGAUAUAUUAUGGAAGUUUCUACUAAUCAUAUUAUAAUGUUUUGUAAUAUGAUCAUGUAAGGUAGCAGGGGGGAUAAAAAUGUAUUUUGGGUUGUUUUUGCAAUCAUGGUCUCUUGUGAUAUAAGUACGAGACCAUGUAAUAAGCGUAUAGCGCCUUGAAGCGCAAAUAAAUUGUAAUAGUAGCCCCAGCUAUUGUAAAUAUGAAGUUUGGAAGCAGAGGUGUUAUCUCAUUAGCAAACCCUAGAGCUGCAUUCAUGCGUUAACAAAAACACCACAUCAUGCAUUCACAUCAUCUAGCAUAAGCGUGACAUCAUAUCACUUUGCAUCGACUAAUUACAAAUUAUUCCACGAGGAAACAGGAAACAGAGCACCAGGUUUUCUUUAAAAUUGGCCGUCUACCAGGAAAGAGUCAAGACUUUACAUACUUAAAGAGAUCUAAGGUUGAGUUCGUCAUGGAGGCUUUUCAGAAGAAGUUGAGUGACAUUGAAGGAAAGAUAACAUGGUUUAAUGAAAAGCUAGUUGGGUUUGAUAAAAUGAAGGAUCGGCUAAACAUGAUAGUAAAGAUGUUGUCGGCAA